AUGAGGUCCGCUGUCCAGCAAUAUCUUCAAGCAGAGAGGAACUCUGUCAACCUUGCAAAGCUUGUCCAAUUCGUCACGCUGAAGGUUUCGAUCGGCUAUCUUUUCAAAGUCCCAGAACAAGACCUCGACAAUAAGAAGGACGUCAUCAUCUCUAUCGCCAACAGAAUCAACGACCUGUGGAUCCUUUCCAAGGGUAGCGGCAGUGACGGGAGGAGUAUUCCAGCCUGGCAUGAGGAGCAGGGUAUAAUCCAGGACCUUCUCACUAUCAUCCCUGACCAUGACCCGCGCGAUCCACGCCGUAACCCAAUGAACCUAAUUCUGCCUGCAUACGAGACAAUGUGGCGAGCCGUCUUCCGAGCGACCAUCGACGUCGUCAAGGAGAUCCUCCGCCUCUACCCGCCCACACGACGCAUCCACCGCAAGUACCCGGACCAUGAGCCCUUCAUCAGCGCAGACCUCGAGAAGAUGCAUCGCAAUCGUGACCUGGCAGGCGACGAUCCCCAAGCAUUCCGGCCCGCUCGCUGGCUGGAGAUCCAGCAGAGAUUCCUCGACGACGCACGAGCCAGAACACUUAAGGAAUUUGAGGAACACCUUGGGUUCAUGCCAUUCGCAGGAGUUUGUCCUGCGGGAAACCGGACGACGUACGCCUUUGGCUGGAAGAUGAUCGCACUGCUGGCUGGGUCGCUCAUCGAGGGCUUGGAUCAGCUGGAUGGGGGGUGGGUCCUGCGCGCUGGCAAGAAGGGAGACGAGUUGCCGCCCUAUGGCAAAGCCCUGGGCUCGGAACGGGUGGAUUAUCUCAGUUUGGUCUACAAGAAGACUUGA
Diaporthe batatas is the source of this 822-nucleotide messenger RNA. RefSeq lists its product as uncharacterized. The coding region runs from base 1 to 822 and encodes 273 amino acids. The record is from RefSeq and is a predicted model, not a curated record. The transcript is spliced from 2 exons. Lineage: Eukaryota; Fungi; Ascomycota; Sordariomycetes; Diaporthales; Diaporthaceae. Gene Ontology annotation, molecular function: iron ion binding; heme binding; monooxygenase activity.